GCGCGCUGGCGCGACGAGGGGUUCGCGCCGGGCGUGAUUGGCCCGGCCAAGUGGCGGGGGGAGAUGUAUCCCGUGUAUGCGCGCCCGUUCGGCGCAAGGGGGAGGGAGGGGAACGGGAAUUAUGUGUGCGAGAUGGAGCGGAGCGCGUGUGCGCUGUUUGGGGUGGUCACGUAUGGGGUGCAUAUGACGGUGUACGAGGAGGAUGAGCGGGGUGUGAGGGUGUGGGUGCCGACGCGCGCGAAGAGCAAGCCUACCUGGCCCGGCUUUCUGGACAACAGCGUCGCAGGUGGUAUUCCCUCUGGCAUGGGCGCGUUCGAGGCGCUCGUGAAGGAGUCGAUGGAGGAGGCGAGCAUCGACGCCGACAUUGUGCGCGCGCACGCGACCGCGGUCGGGGCUAUUUCAUACUUCUUCCAGACGAAAGACGGCUGGUUGCAGCCGGAGAUCGAGUUCGUGUACGAUCUGCGCGUGCCCGCGGGCUUGGGCGAGCAGGAGAGGGAGCGGUUCCGGCCGAAGCCGCUCGACGGUGAGGUCGAGGCGUUCGAGCUCCUCCCCCUGGAUGAAGUCCUCACCCGCAUGCGCGCUGGGCUGUUCAAGCCGAACUGUGCGCUGGUCAUCAUCGACUUCCUGAUGCGCAGGGGGUUCAUUACGCCUGACAACGAGCCGGACUACAUGGAGAUCCUCACGCGGCUGCAUUCGCGGUUCGAGUACGAGCGGUGGGGCGAGCUGGGCGCGUAGCAGUGGACGUAUGAAGAUAGAAAGAUGAAAGGAAGAAGCUGAGUAUGAUAGGUAAGAUAGACGGUGUACUGACUCCCUUGGACGAUAUAUACAUAACCCGAG
This is a messenger RNA of Gloeophyllum trabeum ATCC 11539, 837 nucleotides long. Its product is annotated as LOC733379 protein-like protein. The transcript is spliced from 5 exons. Lineage: Eukaryota; Fungi; Basidiomycota; Agaricomycetes; Gloeophyllales; Gloeophyllaceae. The record is from RefSeq and is a predicted model, not a curated record. The coding region runs from base 133 to 735 and encodes 200 amino acids. Gene Ontology annotation, molecular function: 8-oxo-dGDP phosphatase activity.